Manihot esculenta (cassava) is the source of this 1345-nucleotide messenger RNA. RefSeq names its product R3H domain-containing protein 4. The transcript is spliced from 6 exons. The record is from RefSeq and is a predicted model, not a curated record. Gene Ontology annotation, molecular function: nucleic acid binding. Bases 386 to 1027 code for a protein of 213 amino acids. NCBI's taxonomy places the organism in Eukaryota, Viridiplantae, Streptophyta, Magnoliopsida, Malpighiales, Euphorbiaceae.
CGAAAAGCCCACAGAAAAAGGAAGGGUAUUGUGGUACAUAACGUGCAACCAGCUUUCCAAGCGGAAAUCUCAUACAGGCGCAUCCUCACUGCAUCAGGCGCGGCAUAUUCCCUCUGUUUCGGUUCGUUCUUGUCUUCUUUUACCUCAAACAGGGUUACCACAUCCUCUUUUCGUCUCGCUUUCUGCUCCUCAAACUCCCAAAUCGAUAUCGCAAGGAUUCAGAUCUGACUACUGCACAUUCAAUCAUGGCCACUCCUGAGGUCCUGCAGCUCGUUGAAGAAGGUUUUCUUUCAUCUCAUCUCCUUGCUUCUUCAAAAGGUCAGCAACAGAAGAUCUCGGAGAUGGAUAAACGAUCGAUUGUUGAUGGAACUUGUUCCUCGCUUGAAUGCGGAAGAAAUUAGAGGCUUGUUUGCUCCACCACCUUGGGGUAAUUAUAUCUAAGCCUAAAUGGCGGAACUUUCAGCUUGUUAGCAGCUCAGGAUACAUAGUUCUUGGAGCAAGGCUCAUAAAGCAAUCUAAAGAGCUAUUUGGUGAUGAUGUACCACCGUCACCCUUUAGCAUGACUAACGUGGGAGAGUGGGAGAAAUUUAGGAACAUAGACAUGGACAAAGAGGCUCAUAUUAUUGAUUCCUUAAAUAGCUCAUCGACAAAGAGGAGGGGUCAUGUUGAUGCUAACAAGUUAGCUGUCUUAAAAGCAUGGCGAAGAAUAGAUUGCCGAACAAGAGAGGCGCUUCGCCGUAGCUUUCUUACAGAUCUCAUUGAAGGCUAUGAGGCAUGCAUACGAGCCUUCAUCCAGGAGAGUGGAGAUGAAGAUGUUCUAGCAUUGCAAGUUCAAGAUCCCUUUCAUAGAUUGUUGCUGCAUGGUGUCUGUGAGUUCUACAACUUGGUAUCAGUGACAGUGUCCGAGACCAAGGACACAGAUUCAUUGAAGACAACUAGGAUAAAGAAGAAGAAAAUGGGUGUGGUUGAUGUUCCAAAUAUCACGUUGUCUCAUUUUCUGAAAAUGUCGAAGGAAGGUGUUUGGUGAUCUAAUUUGGCAACUGGAGCGCCAUGUUCGGUAUAUAAAUAAAAGUCUCGGUGAUCCAUGCUGGACUCUGAAAUGUGAAUGUAGCAUUUUAUCCCUCUGUACCAUUUAUAACAUGUAGUUUAUAGACGUCUGGCUUCUGUGAUGCUGGAUCGUCUGAAUGUACAAAUAUGUUUCCGAUCAACCAGAGGUUGAUUGUAGGUCUUAGUGGGUUAAUUCAUUUGAUUCACUUCUAUGUAAUGGAUGGAUUUGAAGUUGCAUUUUCUAUUGCCUCUGCUGCUUGCCGAGGAUUAGUAUGAAAUGUGACAGACCUCUAAACUU